Podarcis muralis (Common wall lizard) is the source of this 725-nucleotide messenger RNA. It is a transcript of the gene ANKRD66, whose product is annotated as ankyrin repeat domain 66. NCBI's taxonomy places the organism in Eukaryota, Metazoa, Chordata, Lepidosauria, Squamata, Lacertidae. The record is from RefSeq and is a predicted model, not a curated record. Gene Ontology annotation, molecular function: protein binding.
UGUCAUCAGCAGACAGACUUUGCUUUCUUUAUUGCAGGGGCAAAAUCUCAUGUUGUCUUUCUCUCCUAAUGUCAGUGGGACUUAAGCCCAAACAAGGGGACAUAGGAUUGGAGCAUGAGCACAGGCGAGCUUAAUGUAACAGCAUGACAGAGCUGCACGAAGCUGUAGCAUUGGGCAAUUGUGACUUGGUGGGUGAGAUUCUCAAGACAGGGCUGUGUGACCCAAAUUGCAAAGAUAUUUAUUGGAGUGACAGAACACCACUGCACUGGGCUGCAGCAAAAGGGCACUCAAAGAUAAUAAAACUGCUUGUGGAUCAUGGUGCUCGCCUGUGCUUGAGAACUGAAGCAGGAUGGACUGCAGCUCAUUUUGGGGCUGAAUCAGGGAAACUAGGAGUGUUGAGAACCCUUCAUUCUCUGCAUGCGCCUAUUGAUGCUACAGAUCUCUAUGGGGACACACCAAAGAGGAUCGCAGAGAUCUACGGACACAAAGAUUGUGUCACGUUCUUAGAGGUGGCAGAGGUAGAGUGUAGGGAGUUCUGUCAGAGAGCAAAAUUAAAGGGGACUCAGCUGGACCUGGAGGACGAAGAUUGGGAGUGCAAAAAGGCAGAAACUUUGAAAAAUAAAGCCUACACACAAAAGAAACCCACAAAAAAGCAUGUGGGGAAAGACGACGAUCCAACUCCUAGAAAUUACAAGCCUGGUAGAUGAAGGGAACGCAGUGGAUGU